Molecule: messenger RNA, 1378 nt
Organism: Dermochelys coriacea (leatherback sea turtle)
Lineage: Eukaryota; Metazoa; Chordata; Testudines; Dermochelyidae
Gene: HAX1
Product: HCLS1 associated protein X-1
Exons: 8
Coding region: 261-1175 (304 amino acids)
Biological process (GO): negative regulation of apoptotic process; regulation of actin filament polymerization
Cellular component (GO): actin cytoskeleton; mitochondrion; apical plasma membrane
Source: RefSeq, a predicted model, not a curated record
UACGGCAGAAGGGAAAAUAGGAGUUCGAGGAGGGAGGUGUCGCUGUGCGGCGGCGCGCCCGAGGCUGGUGGGAAAUCGCCCGAGCGUCGCGCUGGUGUCGCUUUACGGCGGCGCGGCGCCAAUCGGGCCGCAAUCGCCUCCCCGCGACCCUGGGCGGCUCGAGCGUGACGCGCGAAGGGGGAAGUCGCGGCGGCGGCCGCGCUUUGCGGUAGAGGCGGCAGCGCGACAGAGGAGCCGUCCGGCUUUACGGCAGUAGCGGGAUGAGCCUUUACGAGCUGUUCCGGGGGUUCUUCGGCUUCCCCCGGGGCCGCAGGCCCCGAGACCCUUUCUUUGGGGGCAUCACCCGGGAUGAGGAUGAGGAGGAUGAAUAUGAUGAAGACGGGGGCCCCUCAUUUGGGGUGCCCCCCACCGAGGACUUUGGGUUCAGCUUCAGCGGGAUGCGCUUCCACGACAACUUCGGCUUUGACGAGCUUUUCCGUGACUUUAACGAGCUCUUCAAUGAGAUGGGGGCCUGGACUCUGCCCUGCCAGCCUUUCGAGCUUCCUGCCUCCGAGGCUGCCCCACCUGCCUCGGACCAUCUGAGUGAGGAGCAGAAACGGCAGGCGCUGCGGGACUCGAUGCUCAAAUAUCCAGACAGUCACCAGCCCAGGAUCUCUGAAGAGGGCCUAGUGCCUGGGAGGGACUUGGGGGAUGGUGCGGGCCUGGCAGCCCCAGGCAUGAGGCCUUGGCAGCCGUUUGCUGGGCUGGGAGAGAUGCAUCCGGCUCCCCCAAGUGCCAGAGAGGACAAAGAUCUGGAUUCCCGAGUCUCCUUGGAGGGGCUGGAGACGGUCCUGAGACCAGGCGAGCCGAAGGCCCACUCUUAUUUCCAGAGCGUGUCCGUCACCACGGUGACAGGGCCCGAUGGGACCGUGGAGGAGCGUCGGACAGUGCAGGACAGCCAGGGGCGCAGAGAGACCGUCGUCACCCGCCGCAGAGGGGACCAGACCCCUGUCACCACCAUCCCGGAGGGCGGGCAGGACAAGGACCCUCAGGAGGAGGACACCAUCCCGGAUGAUGAGGAGCUGGUGCAGUUUGUGGGUGACUGGCAGCAGCAGAGGGGGCUCCGCACUCCAGACCUGGGCGACCCCUUUUCCUUCCUGGAGACCUUCCUCCGUGGCUGGUUCUCAAGCCGAUAGCCUUGGCCUCCCUCGGAGCAUCCCUGGGAGUCCCCGCAUGUCUGAACCCCAGCAGCGAAACCUGAGGCUACGCCAGGCCCUGGUACCCUGUGCUGGACGGGCUGCCUGCUUUCCAGGGGGAUCACUGAGCUGCAGUCCCCUCCUGCCUCUACGGGGGGGGUGCCAUGUACAUGCAGAGGAAUAAAAUCCAUUUAUGCCACAGG